Messenger RNA from Rotaria sp. Silwood1, 711 nucleotides. NCBI's taxonomy places the organism in Eukaryota, Metazoa, Rotifera, Eurotatoria, Philodinida, Philodinidae. The record is from the annotation of a GenBank genome assembly.
AUGAUUGCCUCUAACAAGAACUCUAUAAUUCGUUUACUUCUUCAAAAAUUUCACACUCGCCCAAUAUAUCGUUUUGAUGAUACUGGUUUUGUUUAUUAUCAAAAUGAUAAUAUCACAAAGAAAAGUAACCAAACAAUUCUAUAUCAACAACAACAUCAGUUUUUCGAUAACCUUGUAACUUUUCAUCCAGUUAAUCGUGUCAAUAAUAAUACAUAUACAAACAUCAUUGAUCCAAAAUUUCACUUUUUUCUUUCUAUUGCUAAAAAAACUACAACAUCUAUUAAUCAUGUUGAUCAUCGUGUUUUCCCUCGAGUUCUAUUAUUAAAAUUGCUUGCUGCUGCCUUAAAACAUAAUAAUUCAUCGAUUAUUAAAAAUAAAAUUCAAUCAUUUCGAGCUCGAUCUGUACUGGAAAAAGCAAUUAUAAAAGGUGCAAAACAAAAUCUUCAAGGUUUUACAACAAAAGCAACUAACAAUAAUGGUCUUCAAUAUCAACAACGUAUUUUAGACGAUUUUUACAAUCAACAACAAUUAAGAACAUUUGAUCAAAAUACGAAUGAGAGAAAUGCUACAGAUAUUCAUUUAAAUAUGAAUUCAGUUUUGAAAAAACGAAAACCACGAACUGAAGAGGAUAAUAGUUCAUCGAAAAUAUUUAAUAAUAUGAUUUUCGUACGAGAUGCACCUGUAAAUCAAGAAAAUUUUAAUCAGUAUUAA